AUGCUCUUCUGGUUCGACGACGGAUCCGGAACAAGAAAGGCUUCGACAACUCUGCGUUCGGCUACCACCAUCUUGCCGAUGUUCUUUGCUUCGACUCUCUUCGUUUUUGUGCUGCUUGGACAGGUCAACAGUGAGGGGGAGUACAAUGGCCGUAUUGGAUUCUUCAACCACACUCUGAAGGAUGGUCAAGUCACACUCAACUAUUCUUCCGUUGCUGUCGAAAAAGGAGACGACCACAAGCUUGCUAAGUACACGAAGCUUUCUGGGUCCUGUGAUGUUGAAAUCAAGGGAAGCGGAAACAUUGUGCUCCACUACAGGAAAAACGGAGAGAAGAACAUAAAGGGCGAAGGCUGCACUGUGGAUCUGCUCACCAAGCAUUCGAACAUGAUCAAGUUCAGGACUGGAGUGGAGCUCAAUGAUAAGAAUGGUACAUGCCUAGAAAGGUGUUCAGUACUUCAUAUCCUUUUUGAUGAUGCCAGUGCAAAUCUGCUUCCCUUCGCCUACAGCUACAGUACAACUAAGCAUAAUAUCACGAAACUUGAGAACGGUCCGCUCAAAGGAAAUAAGGACGAUUGCAGACAUUUCGAAAUGUGUGGAGAAGAUGAACAACUUUGCAUGCCUUGGACUUCUCUCGAGGUGGCUUGGAACAGAUGCAUCAAGGACGACGAAAAUCCUCGUAUCUUUGCUCACACCCAUCCAAGUAAACCGAAUAAAUCCUUUAAUUGUUUUGAUCAUUUAAAUUUUUAGUUGGCGAAAAAGCGGCAAAAUGGAAUCGACCAAAUGUCAAUGAAUUUGAGCUGACAAUAACAGAAGAAGGCGGGUUCUAUAUGGAUGAAGAAUCGGACAAUGUAAAAUAUGAUCC
Meloidogyne enterolobii is the source of this 862-nucleotide messenger RNA. The record is from the annotation of a GenBank genome assembly. Lineage: Eukaryota; Metazoa; Nematoda; Chromadorea; Rhabditida; Meloidogynidae.